AUGCUUCAAAUUAAGCAAUCGCCGGACAAACCUCGUCCACCCCCUGUCGAUGACAACACCACCCAAGACUCCCCAUCCAAACUAAGCCUGUCUUCUUCGCGCACCCCCCUUGGCCCAGUGGUGGUCUUCAUUGCCCGAGCCUCAAACCUGACUGACCACAACUACCCAAAGGCGAAAGUUGACAACAACCAAAUGCACGAAUACCUACGCUCACUGCUUAUAAUCACCGUCGCCGAGCACCGCAAGAGAUUCGGUCUCCUGGGUCUCCGUCCCCACAAGAUGCAGACAAUCAUCCAACCCGCCCAUAGCCGAAUCCCAUCCGUCAGUCGAGUCGGCAAGUAUCUGGGAAUGGCUCUCGAGGAAGCACGCGCGUCCAAGACCGAAUGCAUCUUUGUCCUACACGGCUGGGAUGGCUGGACGACUGAUAAGAUGACCAUUAUGGAUCUCUGCGAGCAGUUCCGCGACAUCCCUUUCUCCCUUCAUGUUUAUGCGAACCGCGGCACGCUUCGUGAGUUCUUUGAGGUCAAUGCUCACAAGGUCAAUGCCUACUUCAGACACUUGGUUACAGUGGAUGAUCUGAGUGUUACUGGUGAUCAUUCGACGGCGCUUUUCAUACGCAUCCUGGAGGCUCUGCCUACCUUGCAAUAUGCCAAGUAUUAUCCUGUUCUGUCGGCAGCGGAACGGGACAAUCUUGCCAAAUACGAUAAGCGGUUCGUUGGGAUCUAUGAAGAGGAGAAAGUCAACGUUCCAAAGCUUGAAGUUGCAGAUUCAGAUGGCCCAAAGCCCGAAGUUUAA
This is a messenger RNA of Penicillium digitatum Pd1, 795 nucleotides long. Its product is annotated as Ribophorin I. Lineage: Eukaryota; Fungi; Ascomycota; Eurotiomycetes; Eurotiales; Aspergillaceae. The record is from RefSeq and is a predicted model, not a curated record.